AUGAAUUGUCCACACAGCGUACUAACACUCGUGGAGCGCGAGGUUGUGACUUUAAUGGCAACGAACGACCCCGAAAACUGGGACCUCGGUAGUGGCAAUCCACGCGAGCACACCUUCUGCCAGCAUUUUGUCAUGGACUACAAACGCCACGCUGAGGCAGAUAUGAGGUUCUACCAUAUCGCGCCUGUGACGAUGAAAAGUCUGCGAUUCUACGCGGGGUUUCCCGUGUCGGUUCCGUGUGUGUCAAAAGCUCCGAGACAGACCGAAACAGUCGUCGUUGGGGCCCUGUGCUGCCUUGAUGCUAAGCCUCAUCAGAUGACGAGGUCGCACUACUGGAGGCUGAUGAAACUUGCGGAUGCAGCGUCCAGUAUAUUGGAAAGGGCUGCAACAGAGUACGGCGCUGACCCCAAGAACUGUCCACUAGGUCGGAAUAGCGUUGGAGUCCAACUUUCUACCCCGAGGAGCGAAAUCUCUGCAGUUGCGUGCUAA
This is a messenger RNA of Phytophthora infestans T30-4, 489 nucleotides long. RefSeq lists its product as uncharacterized. The record is from RefSeq and is a predicted model, not a curated record. Bases 1 to 489 code for a protein of 162 amino acids. NCBI's taxonomy places the organism in Eukaryota, Oomycota, Peronosporomycetes, Peronosporales, Peronosporaceae. The transcript has a single exon.